Physella acuta is the source of this 585-nucleotide messenger RNA. Its product is annotated as cytochrome P450 2C41-like. The record is from RefSeq and is a predicted model, not a curated record. Gene Ontology annotation, molecular function: heme binding; monooxygenase activity; oxidoreductase activity, acting on paired donors, with incorporation or reduction of molecular oxygen. NCBI's taxonomy places the organism in Eukaryota, Metazoa, Mollusca, Gastropoda, Physidae.
AUGGUGUUUGAUCUACUAUCGGAUGUUGGAACCACCACAUGGCUGACCGUCCUGCUCGUCUUGGUCCUGUCCUGGUACUGGACGGCCAGCCAAUCAAAAAAACUCCCACCGUCACCUGGGAUAGCUUUACCUUUCAUCGGACACAUGUAUCUGCUGGAGAAGAAUCCCAGAAAACAGUUCGAACGGUGGGUCAAACGGUUCGGUCCGGCGUUCAGCCUGAGGUUUGGGAUGAACCAAGUCGUGGUGCUCAACACGUACGACGUGCUGAAAGAGGCGCUGGUCAAGCAAGGUGACCACUUCUCUGACCGGCCAAGAACGGGAUUUAUCGCGGCCAAUGUACCCUUACACUCCAAGGGCGUUAUUUCUUCUUCCGGUGCCAAUUGGAAAGAACAAAGAACAACAUCUCUGGCAAUUUUAAGAAACUUCGGCAUGGGAAAAAAUAUUUUGGCUGAGAAGAUCUCUGUGGAGGUUUCUAAAUACAUUGAAGCAAUUUCUGAAAGUGGAGGAAAGCCUACAGACAUCAGGACUCUGACCAACAUCAGCGUUUCGAAUAUAAUUUGUUCAAUUAUUUGGCAAGAGAUUUGA